UGUCUGGGGCUCAGACCAGGAGCCCCCUGACUUCUGCAUCUUGCAGCCUUCCUUGCCCAGCCCUGCUGUGAGGUGUGCUGGUGACCAGGAUGGUGACUGUCCUUUGUCUGGGGCAGGGGGAAGGGGAUUCUGCUCACACACUGGGGUGUCAGGCUUUAGUGAACCCUGAGGGACCCGGAUUCUCCCGGAGAAGUGGGUCAGGCUCUGACCUGGCCUGAAGAGAUCUGCCUUGGCCCUGCCUAGGGUUUGCCGCUUACCCCUGGGGGCCUCAGUGACCUCUGAGGUUUCCGCCUCUGACCCCUGGGACCCCCAGUGACCUCUAAGGUUCCCCCUCUGACCCCUGGGGCCCACAAUGACCUCUGAGGUUCCCCUCUGACCCCUGGGGCCCCCAGUGACCUUUGAGGUUCCCCUCUGACCCCUGGGGCCCCCAAUGACCUCUGAGGUUCCCCCUCUGACCCCUGGGGCCCCCAAUGACCUCUGAGGUUCCCGCUGACUCCUGCACACAGGCUGACCUCUGAGUGUCCUGCUAUCUUUAUGUACCUCACUGGUCUCUGGGUUCCCCUGGCCCCUGCGCUUUUGCCGCCCCCAGGCCCUCGCUGACCCCGACUCUCCUGCAGGUUUGGCGCCAUGACGCCCCUCCCAGCGCUCUAGACCACAGGCUGGCGGCCGGCAGGGCGCACUCUCCCACCCGCCAUGGCUGGGGACCGGCUGCCCCGGAAGGUGAUGGACGCCCGCAAGCUGGCCAGCCUGCUGCGAGGCGGCCCCGGGGGCCCACUGGUCAUCGACAGCCGCUCCUUCGUGGAGUACAACAGGGGCCACGUGCUCAGCUCCGUCAACAUCUGCUGCUCCAAGCUGGUGAAGCGCAGGCUGCGACAAGGCAAGGUGACCAUCGCCGAGCUCAUCCAGCCGGCCGCCAGCACCCAGGUGGAGGCCACGGCCCUGCAGGACGUGGUGGUGUAUGACCAGAGCACGUGGGACGCCAGCGUGCUGGCCGCCGACAGCUUCCUCUCCAUCCUGCUCAGCAGGCUGGACACCUGCUUCCACAAUGUGGCCAUCCUCACCGGCGGCUUUGCCACCUUCUCCUCCUGCUUCCCUGGCCUGUGUGAGGGCAAGCCGGCCGCCCUGCUGCCCAUGAGCCUGUCUCAGCCCUGCCUGCCGGUGCCCAGCGUGGGCCUCACCCGCAUCCUGCCACAUCUCUACCUGGGCUCGCAGAAAGAUGUCUUGAACGAGGACCUGAUGACCCAGAACGGGAUCAGCUACGUGCUCAACGCCAGCAGCUCCUGCCCCAAGCCUGACUUCAUCUGUGAGAGUCGCUUCCUGCGCAUCCCCAUAAACGACAGCUACUGCGAGCGGCUGUUGCCCUGGUUGGACAAGUCCAUCGAGUUCAUCGAUAAAGCCAAGCUGUCCAGCUGUCAAGUUAUCGUCCACUGUCUGGCAGGCAUCUCCCGCUCGGCCACCAUAGCCAUCGCCUACAUCAUGAAGACCAUGGACAUGUCCUCCGAGGACGCCUACAGGUUCGUGAAGGACCGGCGCCCGUCCAUCUCGCCCAACUUCAACUUUCUGGGCCAGCUGCUUGAGUACGAGCGCAGCCUGCAGCUGCUGGCCGCCCCCGGGGCCCCCGCGCCCCUGCCCGGCCCCGCCGCGCCCCCGCCACCCACCGCCCCCGGGGCCGCCCCUCACCCGCCCGCCGCCGAGCCCCCGGGCCCGGGCACCUGCGCGCUGCAGCGGGGCCUGCGCGGCCUGCACCUGUCGGCCGAGCGUCUGCAGGACGCCAACCGCCUCAAGCGCUCCUUCUCGCUGGACAUCCGGUCAGCCUACGCGCCCAGCCGGCGGACCGCGCCCCCCGCAGCCCCCGCGCCCGCCGACGCCCCCAAGCUGGUCCGGCUGGACGGCCCGGCGGGCGGCGCACUCGGCCUGCCCUCACCCGGCGCCCCCGGCCCCGACGGCGCGCCCGACCCGCCGCGCCCACGGCCGCGCCGUCGGCCCCGGCCCCCGGUGCCCGGCCCGGGCCUGGACUGCGGCGACGGUCCCCGGCAGACUCCGCGCCACGGGCUCUCGGCCCACUCGGCGCCCUCGCCGCCCGGGCCCGGCCAGCCCCCCGCGCCCGCUGGCUGGGCCCCGCUGGACUCGCCGGGCACGCCAUCCCCGGACGGGCCCUGGAGCCGGAGCCCCGAGGGCGCGCAGAGCCCGGGCUGGGCCGUGUGCGGGGAGCCGGGCCCCGAGGGCCCCUGGAGCCGCAGCCGGAGCCCCGAGGGCGCGCAGAGCCCGGGCUGGGCCGUGUGCGGGGAGCCCGGCCCCGACCCGCUCCAGGUGCAGCGGCGCCGCUGUCAGAUGCAGUUCGAGGAGGGCAGGGCCGAGGCCCAGGCCCGGGGGCGCAGCGACGCUCUGGGCGCCCUGGGCGCGCAGCCCAGCUUUCCCGGCAGCGUGGAGGUCAUCCAGGUGUCCUGACCCGGCCGCAGGGAGGCCUUGGGCUGCUGGCUCGCCGCCCUGCCCUCGGCCGGUCUAGACCGAGACACGUUUCGAAGCAAUAUGAGGCCACCUGCAGCCUGAGCAGCGAACACUGCUGAGGGCCCUUGAGGCCGCAGGCUGCCCUGCACUUUUACAUAAGAAAAAGGGGAAAAAGGAAAAGGAAAAAAAAAACAAAAAACACAAAACUUUGCCACAAACUGAGCCGCAGACCCACCUGCCCUUCUUCGCUCUGUCCUCACCCUCUGCCUCACCCUCUGCCUCACCCCUUUCCUCUGUUUUUCCGGUACCUGCACCACUGGGAGCUGGGCUAGAGCCAUUUGGGCUCUGCCAGCCACCACAAGGCGCCCCAUGUCUCUCUAGGCAGGGAAGGUCUUGAUUAGGAGGCCCCGGGGGGGGGGGUCUUGAUUAGGAGGCCCCGGUCUUGAUUAGGAGGCCCCUGCAGGAACCCCCAAGCCGGCCCGAGCGAGCCCCUGGCCCAUUCCGGAUUCAGCGGGGCACAGCGUCUCCCCUCCACUGCGUCUCCGUCUCCGGGGUUUCCUGCUGAGUGGGGGCCCCAGGAAGGAAGACAGCUGGCCUGAGCGGUGUGGGCAGGGGGAUCCCUGCAGGGGUGUGUGUGUGUGUGUGAGGGGAGGGGCCCAGGUGCUGAUGCGGGAGGCCCCGAAGGGGCAGGGAGGCUGUUCAGGAGCCGUCUAGAGCAGCUAAGGACCCCCCAGGCCGGCACGUCGAGCACGGCUGUCCUUCCCCACAGGGCUCACGGCAGACAGGGAGCUUAGGCCUCCUGCCUCCCUCCCCCAGUCUGCUGGAGGCAACAUGUCUGCCCUCUGCCCCUUCCAGCCCAGGUGGCUUGGUUUGGGGGACUCAGAGAAAGCCCCUCCCCCAGAGGGAGGACCAGAGCUUUUACAGGCAGGAUCCCAGGUCCCCGAGUUGAGGAGUGGGGGCCCCAGGCUGGCGGGGGGACCUGCCCCCUCCACCCAUGUUUCUUCUGUUUCCUUUUGAUCUCAGCUCUGUCCCUGUCACGCCCUUCUGCACAAGUCCUGUCCCCACCCACCCCUCCUGUCCCUGAGAACAUAAGCUAUCAUUGUUGUACUUGCAAUCCCUGGAGUAGAAGCCUGAGUAUUUAUUAUUAUUGGUUAAUUAUUAUUAUUAUUAUUAUUAUUAAUGAUUAUGUAAAUUUGCCUCCUGUCUGUCUGUUGUAUUAGAUUGCUACGGGACCCGGCGUGUGGAGGGUGCACGGGUCCCCUCUUCCACGCCCCCUACCCCAUGCUGUCCAGGAGACAGUGGUCUGGGGCCGCUGGUUGGGCCCCAAACUCUGGAGGCAGGUCCCGGUCCGCCCCCCACCCCCAGGCUCGGAGUCAGUAAGCUGUGGUGGUCCUCCAUGCUGGGGGCCACGCCUGAGCCCUCCUACCGGGCCCGUCUGCAGGCCCUCCUGCCAAGCCCGUACCCGGUGAGGGGGUUCCCCCAGACUGGACUGACCCCUUUUUUCUGGGAAGUCCAGCAGAGGAGACACCCAGCUCCUGUCCUGUCUCUCGGGCCUGGGCCUCAGGCCCCCUCAUGGCCACGGCGCCAGCCCCCCUCUUUUGUAUCUGGAAGCAAUGUGUUGUAAUAAAUCCCCCACAGACGUUUU
Erinaceus europaeus (western European hedgehog) is the source of this 4093-nucleotide messenger RNA. It is a transcript of the gene DUSP8, whose product is annotated as dual specificity phosphatase 8. Gene Ontology annotation, biological process: protein dephosphorylation; negative regulation of MAPK cascade. Gene Ontology annotation, molecular function: MAP kinase tyrosine/serine/threonine phosphatase activity; protein tyrosine/threonine phosphatase activity. Lineage: Eukaryota; Metazoa; Chordata; Mammalia; Eulipotyphla; Erinaceidae. Gene Ontology annotation, cellular component: cytoplasm. The record is from RefSeq and is a predicted model, not a curated record. The coding region runs from base 694 to 2448 and encodes 584 amino acids. The transcript has 6 exons.